Trichomycterus rosablanca is the source of this 934-nucleotide messenger RNA. It is a transcript of the gene cenpo, whose product is annotated as centromere protein O. Bases 57 to 908 code for a protein of 283 amino acids. NCBI's taxonomy places the organism in Eukaryota, Metazoa, Chordata, Actinopteri, Siluriformes, Trichomycteridae. Gene Ontology annotation, cellular component: Mis6-Sim4 complex; kinetochore. The transcript is spliced from 6 exons. The record is from RefSeq and is a predicted model, not a curated record.
CACAGAAAGCGCCACAUUUAAAGACUGAAAAUUACUUUCUGAAGAAACUAAGUAAAAUGGAUAUCGUAAACCAUAAAGGUGUGUUUGAUCACUUGUUAAUGUUGGAAAGAGCAGAAAAUGCAGGACUGCAGAAAAAGCAACAGCAGGAGCGUCUGCAAGAACUUGCUGCUACAGUAGAAAUGCUCUGUGCAAGAAGAGAUGAAAUUCAGGCUGAAACUUCAGCAUUAAAGACUUUAAAAGAUAAGAUUGGCCAAGGACUGCCGAUAGAAGAAAAUAAAAUUGAGGAAUUUGUUGAACACAAGCAAUCUCUGCUAACUUCACGGCAUAUGCAGCUCAAGGACCUUCAAACUGCUUAUCACCUGAUUGCAGGGUUUGACUUUGUAGAAAGUAAAGAAGGCAAAAGUGUUUGUGUGACAUUUCACACUGCGUAUGAGGGUGUCUACUUGGAAACAUAUAACAUGGAGCUGGACCUUACACGCACAGUGCAGAUCAGUCGUCAUAACAUUCCUCCAUGUAUACCACUGGAAAAAAUCACCAAGGAGAAUCUACAGUCCGAUUUUAAAGCCUUUCUUCAGAACCUAAGCCUUUACCUAAAUGCUUUAACUGCACGCAAACAGCAGAUUUCUCUCAUUAAGGAACUUGUUGGGACAGUAGAGGUGCUUGAGAGAAAUCAGCUGUGCAGUUUUCUUGCGCUCGUGUGUAAAGCACCAUUGGAGAGUGAUGAAGCUGUGUUGUGUACACUGGAAUAUGCUGACCUCACUCGAUCUCUUCCAACCCACGUUACUAUCAAUAGUGAAAACAAAGCACUUCUAGAAUCUCCACAGUGGAAGAAAAACCAAGCGUUAUUCAUGGAGUCUCCAGUUCACAGUGCUCUUUUGACCAUGAGGAAAAUGGGAAGCAUUUCAUGAACAAAGCAGUAAAACAGUUUUCAGGA